This is a messenger RNA of Odocoileus virginianus texanus, 765 nucleotides long. Lineage: Eukaryota; Metazoa; Chordata; Mammalia; Artiodactyla; Cervidae. The record is from RefSeq and is a predicted model, not a curated record.
AUGAGAACCCGAGGCCCACGGAAGGAGGCGGUCGGCGCGCGCGACAGCCCUCGGGGUCUCCCGGCGCUCGCGUCUCCACCCGGCCGACCCGGCGCGGGCCCUUCCUCCACGCCCUCUUCGCUGUCUCGCCCUGCCGGACCCGCCCCUCGGCCUCCCCUAGCACAAGAGUUAGCCCCACCCAGUCCGCCAGGCUCCGCCCCGCCUCGGUCCCGACCCUCCACCUCGCUCCGCCCAUUUAUGCCCCUGCCAGCCCAGGCUCCUCCCCUUGGCUCUCCCCACCAACCCCCGCCCCUCCCCGUCCUGCCCUGGCCUGUCACCAGGCCCCCUCUUCGGCCCGGCGCCCCCUCCAGCGUGCCUUGCGCGGCGGCGGCCCGGAAGCUGGCGUGGCGCGCUAGUCGCAGGGCGCUCAGGCGUUCAGAGGCGGGACUUCCGGUGGCGUUCGCGCGGGUCUUCCGGCCGACUCCUGGGGCCGGCGCGUCUCCGGGACAUGCAGGUGAGCGGCGCCGUGGCGGCCCGGGGUGGCGUCAGCGCCUCGACCCCGUGGCCUCGGUUCUCCUCCGCCGAGCGAGCCUGCGGGCCGUGCGUGUGAAAGCCGGAGGCGCGGCGCGAGGGAGAAUGGGCGUGACGGCGCGUGUGGCUGAGAGGCGGUGCGAGCGGUUGUAUGUGAGGGGGUCCCUGGGACGCGGCGGCCUUUUCGCGCUGGAGGGCGCCGCCGAGAUCCGAGGCCAGAGGCCGGGGCGGCGGGCCCGGGCCCCGGCGAGCUAG